UAUAUCACGUGGUCGGGUAAUCAUCAAGGGGCAAACAACAACCUUCCCCUGAACAGCCAUCAUAUCUUCCACUUAGGCCUUUUGAGUUUUAGCCUGGGUCAAUACAUCUUGUGUAUUUUCUCAUCACAAAUCAACGCAUAGAGGACCGUCUGUUUAAUCAAUAUUUGGAGACCCUUUUUGGAUGUGAAAACAAUUUUCCAAUGGCCCACAACAGCUCUAUAUCACCAGCUAUAGGUAUGCAAUCUUUUCGGAAAGGAACCGCCUUACCUCCAAGUUUGCAAUUUCAAGGUAGAAGCUUUUUUCCAUUGGAGUAUCCUGCAUAUCCAACGGAUGAUGUUGAUUUCGAUGAAUGGACUGAUUUUGCUGCUUACUGUGGUGUGGACCCUGAGCCACCAAUUCUCGACCUUCUGUCGAACGAAGAUAAUGCGAGCCUCGACGGAAAAUACUUUACACCUCAGCCAGCCAGGCCUGUUGCCAGUAAAAACCCGUCCACUACUGUCUUCAAAAUGCAGGCGGGACUCGGAAUACACAGCUAUGAAAUAACGGCUGCACAACCUAAAAAGCCAGCUUCCCUCAUUGUGAAGUUCAAAUUGCCUACAGACAAAGUUGCGAAGAUUCUGUCGACGCCGCAGAUACCUGAGAAUCUCCAGGCUGGAGAUUUUGGGAAUAUUGGCGAGAAGAAAAGGUCAGCUCACAAGAACACGAAGGUUCUACGUCGACGCCGAUGACCAUCUUUAUUGAGAGGAAAAUGAUUUAUUCGUCUCAUUAUAUUUCCGCAUUGUCGAUCUGAGAUACUAGCUAGAGCGCAUAGUAAAUUGACGUUCACCAGAUUUAAGCAGCUUGCAUAGCUUCAAAAUUGAUCGAGUCCUUUCACGCGUAUCAGACUAGAACGGCCUUUCCCGAAUACCUAGCACCACCCCCUCUAUCGCAAUAUUUUCAUCCGAAACA
Molecule: messenger RNA, 948 nt
Organism: Sclerotinia trifoliorum
Lineage: Eukaryota; Fungi; Ascomycota; Leotiomycetes; Helotiales; Sclerotiniaceae
Source: the annotation of a GenBank genome assembly